Molecule: messenger RNA, 758 nt
Organism: Rhododendron vialii
Lineage: Eukaryota; Viridiplantae; Streptophyta; Magnoliopsida; Ericales; Ericaceae
Product: universal stress protein PHOS32
Exons: 4
Coding region: 29-553 (174 amino acids)
Source: RefSeq, a predicted model, not a curated record
GGAAGCUGAAUAUGGUAGUGGGAAUGGGAUGAUGAGGAAGAAGAACAAGGAUAGGAGGAUAGUGGUAGCAGUAGACGAAAGCGAAGAGAGCAUGUAUGCUCUGUCUUGGUGCCUCACUAACCUUCUCUCUCAACAAGCCAAAACCAACAAUAUUAACAAUACUACCAUCGUCCUCCUCUACGUCAAACCCCCUCCCCCUGCUUAUUCCUCCAUGGAUCCCACUGGAUACCUUUUUGGUGGAGAUGUAGUGGCAACCAUGGAGAAAUACAGCAGGGACUUGGCCAAUUCUGUUAUGAACAGAGCCGAAGAGGUCUACGGAGCCUUCAACACCACCACUUUGGAUGUGCAGAUAAAAGUGGAGAAGAAGAUCGGUAGCGGAGAUGCUAAGAAUGUGAUAUGUGUAGCGGUUGAGAAGCUUGCAGCGGACGUCCUGGUCAUGGGUAGCCAUGACUAUGGUUUUUUCAAGAGGGCACUGUUAGGAAGCGUGAGCGAUUACUGCUCCAAGCACGUCAAGUGUCCACUUGUGGUUGUGAAGCGACCGAAGAAUGCUUGAGAGAAAGAGUGAGAGAGAGAGAGAGCUUUGAAAUAUUGGAGGAGAAAUUAGAGGAGAGGAUCAUUGUAAUCAUAUUAGUCUGUCUGUCUGUGGGAGAUUUGUGGCUUUUUCUAUGCUCUGCUCUCUGUGGGUUAUAUGUGUGUGUAAAAGAAAAUAUGCAGAUAGAGAGUUCCAUUACAUGAGAUUAAUUAGGUGAUUAUUAUAA